AAUGAUCACGGACGUUCAGCUGGCAAUUUUCUCCAACAUUCUUGGAGUUACACUCUUUUUCUUAGUGUUUAUCUUCCACUAUAUAAAUGCUAAUUACUCCAAAUGAGGAAUGGAUUCCGUGACAUCAAUGGAACAAAACAACAUUGAGAAUUUGUCGAUCUUUGACAGGUUCUUUUAUUUCUAAGUUAUGUUACAAUUAAAUUUUUAAUAAAAUAACAAAAUAAUAGA
Leptopilina boulardi is the source of this 228-nucleotide messenger RNA. Its product is annotated as dolichyl-diphosphooligosaccharide--protein glycosyltransferase subunit 4. The record is from RefSeq and is a predicted model, not a curated record. The transcript has a single exon. Lineage: Eukaryota; Metazoa; Arthropoda; Insecta; Hymenoptera; Figitidae. Bases 2 to 106 code for a protein of 34 amino acids.